UUUGGAGGCUAGCCAUAAUACGCGAUAAACAUGGGGAGAUAUAGUGUUAAGAGAUACAAGACCAAGAGAAGAACCAGAGACUUGGACAGCAUCUUCUACGAGGAUCUUGCCAGUGCUGAGCGCCGUGACGAAUUGUUGAACAAGCAACCAUUGGACGAGACCAAGCCUGGUUUGGGCCAGCAUUACUGCAUCGAAUGUGCAAAGUACUUUGAAAACAAGGUUGCCAUCAAGACUCACUUGAAGGGUGGUAUCCAUAAGAGAAGAGUCAAGGACUUGAACGCUAGACCUUAUACUCCAUUGGAAUCCCUCGCUGCCUCCGGUACCAACAUGGAGUUGUUUGCCCAAAGCGUCGAGAAGUAUAAGAUGCUCGAUGCUCAGAGAAAGAUCGACAUGGCGAAGGAAGCCGAGUUGGUCAAGCAGCAAGAAGAGGCCGAAGAAGCUGCUAAGAAGGAAUUGGAAGCCGUUGAAGCCGCCGAAAUUGCUUCUGCUAGAGCUGCCAAGAAGGCUGUCAAUGCGCCAGCCGAAGAAGUCGAUGAAGAUGACAACUUAGAAGAUGCCAAGAUGGACGACGAAGUUGUUAUGGCUUAAAUCCCCAACACCCACUCCACGUUCCCAGUAUCCUCCCUUGCUUUCAUAUAGACCAGAUUAUGGCACCACAUCACUGUAUAUUACUAUUCUCACAAAAAGUGAAUCCUCCUUAAAUAAACUACGACGUUAACACUCUAUAGACCAAG
Babjeviella inositovora NRRL Y-12698 is the source of this 734-nucleotide messenger RNA. RefSeq lists its product as uncharacterized. Gene Ontology annotation, molecular function: zinc ion binding; nucleic acid binding. Bases 31 to 588 code for a protein of 185 amino acids. Lineage: Eukaryota; Fungi; Ascomycota; Pichiomycetes; Serinales. The record is from RefSeq and is a predicted model, not a curated record. The transcript has a single exon.